ACACUUCCGGCUUCGCGUCGAUGCCGCGCGCUGCCUCUCAUCAGUAAUUUCACGCUCCGCAGCGGCUGCUCAGAUCAUUUACCCCCAUCGUGAUUUCAAGAGGUUAAUUAGUACAAAGUGCGCUUUGACGGUGUCAGCCACAGAGGAGAAGAAGAAAUGCGACACCGAGCCCAGCCGGUUGGCUCUGUGGGGCGUAAUUGAUUCGGACAUCCUGCACACCAGCUGGGCUGUGUUGCCUCCCCCUCAACUCAACUGAAAGUAACCAACAUAAAUGAGCUGUAAUGGAAGACAAGCGUAAGAAACGCAGCCCAAAGGUGUCCCUUCCUCAGCCGCCUCCCCCACCUAUCAACCCCCGCAAGCUCUCUGUCCUGCCUGCCAGCAAAAGUGCCACCUUCUCCCUCGGCCUGCCGCAGCCCCCCUCCCCCAAGAACAGGAGCAAGUAUAAGAGAUCCAUAGGAGCACCAGGACAGCCAAAAGAGGCGUUCACACCUGUCGUGGCCCCGCCAAAGACGACAAGACCACACAGGGAGAAGCCCAGGGCCCCACAGCCAGCGGGACCCAGCAAAGUAGUGCAGUCUUCCCCCCUGCAGCACUCCUUCCUUACAGACGUCUCGGAUGUGAGAGAGAUGGAGGGAGGCCUCCUCAACCUCCUCAAUGACUUCCACUCAGGCAAAUUACAGGCGUUCGGAAAGGUCUGCUCCUUUGAGCAGCUGGAACAUGUGCGCGAGAUGCAGGAGAAGCUGGCGCGACUGCACUUCAGCCUCGACAGCCACGUGGAGGAGCUUUCUGAGGAUCAGAGGAAGGGCGCUUCUGAUCACAACCUGGAACACCUUCUGUGCAACCUGGAGGAGCUCAGCACCUCAAUACAAAAGCUCCACUUGGCCGAGAAUCAGGAUCUGCCCAAGACAUCUGGUCCCUGACAGAGCGAGGUGCUCAGAACGCCGACAACGCACUCUUCUUCUCCAGACGUCACAAAAAAUAAAAAUAACAAAAACACCAGGUUACCAUGGCAUUAAACCAGCUGCCUUAGAAACAGGAGCGGGAAGGUCCAAAGGAGUAGGGGUUAGGGGGGGGGGGAUUUUUCCGUUCAGUCGAUGGAGAUGAGAGGACAUUCCAAUGACUGGAUGCAGUCGAGCAUUAAAUUGGAGCGCAACCACACACAAAAUAGUCAUAAACGCCUCAUUCAUAGCACAAAACAAAAAAGACUGGAAACUACUUUGAACCAGAAUGUUUUCUCGAAGCACAUUCCAUGAUAGCUGUGAAUUUAGACCGACACUUGCAUACCAUUCAGUGCAUGCUGCUUCUUAUCGGAUGGCAUCUGUACCAGUGUUUAACUGGAAAGCAUGUUUAACCCUUUAAAUAGCAGCAGAGGUUUAAGGGAGUUUUGCUAUCGGUAUUAAUUCCUCCUUCAGUUUCAUAUCUUUUUCUAAAGGUUAAUUGCCAGAAAAUGGAUGUGAUUUAAUUAAUGCAGCACAAAAUGUUCGGUUCUAUGUAUAUAUUGGUAUGGUAAUCUUCUAAAUGUGUUUUGUUGUAUGUUUUCGUUAUUUAUUCUUUCCUUUGUGUGAGUCCGACUUAAUUACUACAAAAACUGUAACUAUAAUCUUUGCUUUGUUUCAUAAGAAAACAUUUGUCAUCAAGCCGUUGUGGAAAGUAUGUGCUGCAGCAGGUAGAGAUCUCUGUACAAUGCUAUUUUAAAGUGGCAGCUAUUUUCUUAGUCUGAAAUGUAAUGAACACUACAGCUGUGUGUCAGUGAGUUAGAGUAUCAUCAAAAAGUUCGUUUAGAACAGCUGUUGAACGGGAAAAGUGAGAUUUAUUACACAGGAUGAUAUGGUUCAAGCAUUUACUUUCAUUAUUUUAGGUGAUUAUGGCUGACGGCUAUGAAAAUGCAAAAAUCAGUUUUCUGAAAAUUGUUACAUGAGACCAAUAAAGAUUAUUUUUAAUCCACAAAUGUGGGUCUAAGUCUGUCCAUGUACUGUACAGUCCAUACACUCAAUGAUUUAUCAUGGCUCUUUUAGUAUGAAUUAAUGCUGCAUAGAGGCGAUCAGCCUGUGGCUCUGCUAAGGCAUUAAGUAAGCCAAGCUUUCUUUAAUGGCAUAUUUCAGCUCAUCUUCCUCUUGACUACAGCAAUACCACGGUUAUUAAACCAAGUAUUGGUAUUUUAGGCAGUGUGGGUAGGUGCCAAGUGCUGCUGGAAAAUGAAAUAAGGUCCAUAAAGCUUUUAGGGAUAUCCCUGGUGCUUGUGUACAUUUUUCUACCACACUUUUUCCUUUCACUUAACUUUCCGUUGGUAUGCUUUCAUACAGCAUUCUGCCAAGUCAGCAGUCUUCUUCAUGAUUGUACAGAGCAUAACUUAACCUUUUGGUAAUAUUCAAAGUUGAUUUGUGUUUUCAUUACCCAUAAGCCAUAAUCAUCAAAAUAAUAAAGACCAUUUUUUUUUUCUUUUCUGUAUUGAAUCUAUACAUUGAGUUUUAGCUUUUCAGUUGACUUACUGAUAUUUUUAAUAUUUAUUACCAAGGACCUUUUAUAUUUUGAAAUUUUCUUUAAUUGAAAACUUGGACAUGUGUUUUAAGUUGUAUUCCCUCUCUUACAAUCUAAUUACAGGGCAAUGGGACUCCAAAGCAGUCAAGUGUUCAGUUUUCUUUCUGAGUGUACCUCUUUAAAGCCUUUGGAUAUGAGACUCUUAUCAGCGCAGUUACCCAGAUCCUUCAAUGUGUGUUACUCUGCAUUUAAAAAGGAGUCAUAAUUAGUACAUCACAAAACUCAGUAGAAAAAAGCAACUUCACUCACAAUAAAGGUGAUUUAACUUUAAA
Molecule: messenger RNA, 2810 nt
Organism: Girardinichthys multiradiatus
Lineage: Eukaryota; Metazoa; Chordata; Actinopteri; Cyprinodontiformes; Goodeidae
Gene: ccdc28b
Product: coiled-coil domain containing 28B
Exons: 6
Coding region: 282-920 (212 amino acids)
Source: RefSeq, a predicted model, not a curated record